AUGACAUGGUUGGAUGAGAUGGACACCGUGUUUGAUAUCAGCGGAUACGCUGAGAAGGAUGUAGUAAAGUUUGUGUCUCAAUCGUUCAAAUGUGAGGCCCUAGCCUGGUGGAGAUCUUUGAUCCAGGCUACAGGGAAAAUCCCAUUGUACAAUCUGACAUGGGAUCAGUUCAUGGCAUUGAUUAGAGAAAACUACUGCCCUCAGCAUGACGUAGAAAAGAUUGAGUCGGAUUUUCUGUCAUUGACUGCAGACAUUUGGUGCACCUCUUCUCCCGAAGAUGCCUGCAAAUGUUGUUUAUAUCUUCAUCAUCAAAUAUUCAAAGUGUUGAUUAAUUUUAUCGAUUUGUGGUCUAAUUUUGGUUUAGCGGAUGAGAAAUAUGGUCAUUUGAAGAAGCUGGAGAAAGCAUCUGAGAAGUUGAAGCUUUUUAAAGCAGACCUUUUGGAUUACGAGUCGAUUCGUGCAGCUAUUGUUGGAUGUGAUGGUGUGUUUCAUACUGCAAGUCCUGUUCCACCUACUUCUGUACCAGACCCUGAGGUAGAACUGAUUAAGCCAGCUGUUGACGGUACACUCAACGUGCUUAAAGCAUGUUGUGAAGUGAAUGUUAAGAAAGUUGUGUAUGUCUCUUCUGUAGCCGCUGUUGCGAUCAUACCUAAUCGACCCCAGGAUCGACCAUUGGAUGAGACUUUUUGGUCUGACCAAGAAUUCUGCAGAUCCAAUAAUGAUUGGUAUUGUCUUUCUAAGACAAAAGCCGAAAGUGAGGCUUGGGAAUUCUCGAAAAAGAACGGUAUUGAUUUUUUGUCCGUGUGCCCAACUCUUAUUGUUGGGCCUAUGCUUCAGAAGACGGUAAACGCUAGUAGCUUGGUUCUUAUUAAGCUUCUUAAAGAAGGAUAUGAAGAACUAGAGAAUAGGUCGCGGAUGAUUGUAGACGUGCGUGAUCUAGCGGAAGCACUGAUUUUAGUAUACGAGAAACCCGAGGCCAAUGGAAGAUACAUAUGCGUAUCUCAUCAGAUUGGGUUGGAGGUGAUGUUUCAGAGUGUCAAGUGUCGGUUGCGCCAGAGGAGUGUUCAACAUACACUAAAGUAAAUGGAGCGGCAAAGGGGCAAAAAACAGUAGGGGAGAGGCUGUGGAGAUGAAUCUAAAGGAUCCUAAGUGCAUAGAUUGGGAGGCACUGGAACGGGCAACCACUUUUUUCAUCAAUAUAACUACUUUUCUUAAUAUAACUACUUUUCUUUAUUUAACAACAGUACUGGUAGUAAUGGCGAAUAGCAGGAAAAUUGAAUGAAUGUACCACAUCAAAUUAAGAUACAUUUGUAGCAUGCAAAAAAAUCAUUUUUCAUCAA
Helianthus annuus (common sunflower) is the source of this 1340-nucleotide messenger RNA. RefSeq names its product cinnamoyl-CoA reductase 2. The record is from RefSeq and is a predicted model, not a curated record. Lineage: Eukaryota; Viridiplantae; Streptophyta; Magnoliopsida; Asterales; Asteraceae. The transcript is spliced from 6 exons. Gene Ontology annotation, molecular function: oxidoreductase activity, acting on the CH-OH group of donors, NAD or NADP as acceptor. Bases 1 to 1083 code for a protein of 360 amino acids.